UCAACAAAGGGUUUGUCUUGAAAAGAAAGCAGGUGAAGGGUGAGAACAGAAAAACAGUUCAAGAAUAUGGGUAGAGGCAAGAUUGAGAUCAAGAGGAUCGAGAACUCUAGCAACAGGCAGGUUACUUACUCAAAGAGAAGAAAUGGGAUCAUGAAGAAGGCGAAGGAGAUCAGUGUUCUUUGUGAUGCUCAAGUUUCUGUCAUCAUCUUUGCUAGUUCUGGGAAGAUGCAUGAAUUUUGCAGCCCUUCUACUACGUUAGUUGACAUGUUGGAUCAGUACCACAAGUUGUCUGGGAAGAGGCUCUGGGAUGCCAAGCAUGAGCAUUUGGACAACGAAAUCAACAGAAUCAAGAAAGAGAACGACAGCAUGCAGAUUGAGCUCAGGCACCUGAAGGGGGAAGACAUCUCGACUUUGAACUACAAAGAGCUGAUGGUGUUAGAGGAAGCCCUGGAGAAUGGGGUUUCAACUCUCAAAGCCAAACAGAUGGAGUUUGUCCGAAUGAUGCGAAAACAUAACGAAAUGAUAGAGGAGGAGAAUCAGAACCUCCAAUUCAAGCUGCGGCAGCUGCAUCUGGAUCCUAUGGAUGACAAUGUAAUGGAGAGCCAGGGGGUUUAUGAUCAUCAGGGAGUUGCAGACUAUGAAGCCCAGAUGCCAUUCGCCUUCCGAGUGCAGCCAAUGCAGCCUAAUCUACAGGAGCGUUUCUGAUACUAUUACUACGUACCACAUGAAUUUGCCAGCACCAAUGAUCUUCAUCGCUUUUCCAGAAAACUAUCAAACCUUAAUUUCUGAAUAGUUAAUGUUAACUGUGGCUAAGGAAGAUCAGUGUCUGAGUAGUGCUAUAUGUAUGUAUGUAUCUGGUGGUUAAGCUGAUCCGUACUUAUAUAUAUAUGAACUAGUACAUGUGUUUUCUUAUUUAAAA
Molecule: messenger RNA, 919 nt
Organism: Sesamum indicum (sesame)
Lineage: Eukaryota; Viridiplantae; Streptophyta; Magnoliopsida; Lamiales; Pedaliaceae
Gene: PI
Product: K-box region and MADS-box transcription factor family protein
Biological process (GO): positive regulation of transcription by RNA polymerase II
Cellular component (GO): nucleus
Molecular function (GO): RNA polymerase II transcription regulatory region sequence-specific DNA binding; DNA-binding transcription factor activity; protein dimerization activity
Source: RefSeq, a predicted model, not a curated record